Cutaneotrichosporon oleaginosum is the source of this 1824-nucleotide messenger RNA. RefSeq lists its product as uncharacterized. Gene Ontology annotation, molecular function: single-stranded DNA binding; DNA replication origin binding. Gene Ontology annotation, cellular component: DNA replication preinitiation complex. NCBI's taxonomy places the organism in Eukaryota, Fungi, Basidiomycota, Tremellomycetes, Trichosporonales, Trichosporonaceae. Gene Ontology annotation, biological process: double-strand break repair via break-induced replication; mitotic DNA replication preinitiation complex assembly; DNA replication initiation. The record is from RefSeq and is a predicted model, not a curated record.
CAAGCACUCGCAUUCUCUGUUUUGCUCGACAUGGACGAGCUCGCCGACGUCAAGGCAAAGGUCAAGACGUGGGAGCGCGCAUUUCGGCGCGACAAGGGACGGGCGCCGACCAAAGAGGACAUCCGCCUGGGCGGGGAAAUUGCGGAACAGUACGCGCUAUGGCGCAAGUUGAGCAAGGAGGCGGAGAAGCUGAAGGCCAAGGGCAAGGAGAACGGCAAACGCAAGGCCGAGGAGAAAGAGCCCCGGCGCCGUGACGAGCUCACUACACCACCGCCGCGGCGACGCGCCGCUCGCCUUCCAACCCCACCCCCGCCUCUGCGCUUUUCUGAAGCAGGACCCAGCUCUCGUCCAGCAGUCACGCCUUCUAUGUCGACGCCCAAACGGCGCAGGCUCGACGACAACCCUUUCAGUGUGCCCCGCGCGCCACGCGAGCCCGAGGAGCCGUCACCCUCCGUCCUCGGUGUGCAUGGGACGCCGAAGCGCGAGCGCUUCGACUACGUGCACGCCAGCACGCCGAAGCAGCUCAAAGCGCUGUUGGAGAGCGCACGCAAAAGCGUCAAGAAGGACACGCCGCGGACGCACGCGCGCCGCUGGCUCGCCGGCGAAGUCGAUUCGCCAGUGCACCGCAAGCGUGAGUUCCGCGGGAGAGCACAGGAGGAGGACGAGGAGGAGCUGGGCGAGACGCCGGUGAAGGGCGAGGCGUUCGCCAUCCUCGACGACGAGCCGAAGGGGCGCGACCUGUUCCCUAUUUUCCGGCGGGCCGCGAGCGAGGCAAGUCAUGGCGCCGACAAGGAGAGGGGCGGGAAGCGUAAAGGCAGGGAGACGGAGGAUGCGAAUGUGCCGAGGGGCAAGGACAGGGCCACACCGACGAACGGCAAGCGCCGGAUGGUCGAAGCAGACGCGCCGAGCAAGAAGCCACGGCCAUCACUGGACGAGGCGUUGCGAAACCCCGAGGCAAUGAGCGUGGAAGAGGAUGUGGGCGGCGAAGCGGUUGCCGCCCCACCACCAACAACACCACCUCGACCAGCACGGGCACGCGCCACGAGCGAGCGCGUGCUGGAGCUCACGGACGACGAGUUGGAUCCCGAGGCGAGCCCUGUGGUCCUGACCAUCACGGGCACACGGCGGACGUUCGACCCGGUGGACGACGACGACAUCUUUGACAUGCCGGACGCCGCCGUGGACGAGGACGGGGAUGAGGAGGAAGCGGAGGAGGUGGAGGUGCAGGGAGCGGAGGGGGAAGACCCCCGCGCCAUGCUCUCGCUCCUGAGCCUGCGCUCGCCAAUUGCGCGCGCGGGGGAGCGCAUGGCGGAUCUGCGGGUACGCGCGCUCCUGGAUCCGACGUCGGCGGCGGCUGUCGCGCUCCGCGCCAAGCGGCGGGGACAAGAUGUGUUUGCGUGUGGCGAGACGGGCUUCGAGGAGGAAUACCUCGAGAUCGGGGAGGAGGUCGAGAUCGAGGGCGACGACGACUGGGAGAGCGAUCCCGAAGGGUGGAAGGGGGAGGUGGACGACGAGGAGUGGUGAUGCAGAAUGCAUGGGAUGUCAGUGAUGCACGACGCAGACAGAAGCCUCGCCCUCCCCCAGCCUUCCCAAGCCCAGCAAUAUAGUGAUCCAUGCAGUCUACGCCUACGCUACCCCGCAAUGAGCCUGUCCACAAUACCCACGUCCACUUCGAUGCCAUGCUUGGUGAGAUACUCGUCGCUCCAGAACUUGGACUGGUGCCGGGCGCCCGAGUCGCACAGGAUCGUGACGAUGCGCGAGCCCUUCGGCAGGCGCUUAGCGAGGCGCACGCACGCGACGAGGUUGCACGCAGACGAUGAUCCG